This is a messenger RNA of Erythranthe guttata (spotted monkey flower), 2476 nucleotides long. RefSeq lists its product as uncharacterized. Gene Ontology annotation, molecular function: RNA binding. NCBI's taxonomy places the organism in Eukaryota, Viridiplantae, Streptophyta, Magnoliopsida, Lamiales, Phrymaceae. The record is from RefSeq and is a predicted model, not a curated record.
CGAUUUGUAAGUACACUUCGCAAAACCCUACCAAAACCCUGUCAUGAAUUUUCUCUACCGCUCUCACUGCUCGCACCUCCGCCGCAGCCAUUUCCGCCACCAGCACAUCCGAUCUCUGUACGACGGCGUAUUCACCCUACAAUGCCCCCGAGACCGGGGCCUCGACCACGCGGUGGAGCGUGAGAAGCACCUCAGAGCGCUCCUCAAUCUGAAAAACCUAAUCAUUUCCGAGCCAUCAAAAUCAGUCCCACUCACCUUAAUCACCCAAGCAAACGAAACCAUAGGGUUCCCGUUUCGGCCAAUCGAGUUCAUCCGGAAAUACCCUUCGAUUUUUGAAGAAUUUCAUCCUGCUACCCUCAAUAUCCAACCACACAUUAAAAUCACCCCCGAAACCGUUUCUCUGAGCUCCGAGGAAGAUUUGCUCUACCAGAGCACUACUUACAAGCAAGAAACCGCGAACCGCCUUUUGAAGUUGUUGAUGAUUAGUAGGAUUAAUAAAAUUCCGAUCUUAUUGUUGGAUCAGCUGAAGUGGGAGCUAGGUUUGCCGCAAGGAUUCGAGAAGGUCUUAGUCCCCGAAUUUCCGGACUAUUUUCGAGUGAUUAGUAGUAAUAAUUUGGGUGAAAUCGGGAAGGAGCUUGAGUUGGUUUGCUGGAGUGACGAAUUUGCAGUUCCGAGUAUGGAGAACAAUAAGACAAAGGAUGGAAAGAUUCAGUUUCCUUUGGAGUACUCAAAAGGGUUUGAGAUGGAUAAGAAGUACAAGAAGUGGGUUGACGAGUGGCAAAAGUUGCCGUAUUUGUCGCCUUAUGAGAAUGCGACGAAUUUAGCUGUGAAAACCGAUGAGUCCGAUAAGUGGGUUGUAGCAGUUUUGCAUGAGCUUCUUAGUCUUUUUGUAGGGAAGAAGGCAGAGAGGGAGACAUUGCUUUCUUUGGGUGAGUUUUUCGGGUUGAGAUCGAGGUUUAAGCGUGCGUUUUUGCAACAUCCGGGUAUUUUCUAUGUGUCGAGCAAGAAUCGGACACAUACGGUGGUUCUGAGGGAGGGCUAUAAGAGGGGGAUGUUGAUUGAGAGGCAUCAUUUGAUGGAUAUGAGAUUUAAGUACGUUAAAUUGAUGAAUGUUGAAAAGAAGGAUGAGGAGAAAUCGAAAAGCAGCACAAAGGCAAAGAGUGGUGUUGAUGUGAAGAGUAGUAGUCAAGGAGAGGAAUUGGAUGGUGAUGAUGUGGAGGAAGAUAGUGACGAAUCUGAAAUUUAUGACUCGUCCGAUGAAGAAGAUGAGAGUGACGAUUGCAGUGAGGUCUCUGAGGGUGAAAAAAACAUGACCAAAAAAAGGAAAUUUGGAGCAAAUGAGGCAAAUGUUGAAGAGAAUAAUACUAGGAAAAACGUGGAGAAGAGAAAGAGGACAAAUGGAAGAAGCAAUGACGAAAAAGUGCAUGGAAAUUCGACAAGGUUUUCUAGGAGAACUAAUGAUGGGGGUGGUGAACAUGUGGCAAGGAGAACUAAUGGAAGAAGAAGCAAUGAUGUGGAUGAAAGUUCUACGAGGUUUUCAAAGAGAACAAAUGAUCGGGGUAGUGAAAAUGUGGCAAGAAGGACUGAUGGUUAUGAAAGUUCUAGAAAGUUCUCGAGAAGAACAAAUGAUGGGGGUGGUGAAAAUGUGGCAAGAAGGACUGAUAGUUAUGAAAGUUCUAGAAAGUUCUCGAGAAGAACAAAUGAUGGGGGUGAGGAAAAUGUGGCAAGGAGGACUGAUGGUUAUGAAAGUUCUAGAAAGUUCUCCAGAAGACCAAAUGACGGGGGUGGAGAAAAUGUGGGAAGAAGGACAUUUGGAAGAAGAAGCACCGGGUUUAAUGAAAGUUCCACGAGGUUUUCAGAUAGAAGAAACGAUCGAGGUAGUGAAAAUGUGUCGAGGUGGACAAAUGGAAGAAGCAGUGAUGGUUAUGACAGUUCUAGAAAGUUCUCGAGGAGAGCAAACACUCGGGACAUGCCGAAAACACCUAAAAACCCGACACAUAAAUUAGAUUUUGAAGAUAGGAAUACGAGAAGAAGUCUUGGAAUGAGGACAAAUGGAAGAAGCAAAGCAGAGAUUGAGUAUAAACUUUCUAGAAGAACAGAUGUUGAGGGUGGUGAAAAGAAAUCAGAAAGGGCCUUGUAGUGGAAAUUCAGUCUCCUCAGCAAGCAAAUUCAUCGAUUAGGGUUUGUUCUAUUGCGCUCUACUUCCAAGACAUUCAAGCAAUGGUUAAUGCAACAAACUAACAUAAAGCAUACGUCGAGCAAUUUGCUGAAGGAUCUGUGUUUUUGGAUCUUGAUCGUGUUUUUCAACUUACAAUUUUGGGAUAUUCCCUAUUCUAUACCGCCACUGACGACGGCUCAAUUUGUCUGCCUCCGCCUAUUCCGAUUCGAAAAUCCCGAUUCUUGAUUUGAUUCUAAUUUCUAAGAGCAGUUUCAAAAAAAAAAAAAAAAAAAAAUUAUCAAUAUUAUUACCUAUUUU